Molecule: messenger RNA, 2349 nt
Organism: Varanus komodoensis (Komodo dragon)
Lineage: Eukaryota; Metazoa; Chordata; Lepidosauria; Squamata; Varanidae
Gene: LRFN5
Product: leucine rich repeat and fibronectin type III domain containing 5
Exons: 2
Coding region: 1-2349 (782 amino acids)
Molecular function (GO): protein binding
Source: RefSeq, a predicted model, not a curated record
AUGGAAAAACUGCUCUUGUCCCUGCUGUUCAUCGGCUUGGCAGUGAAGGCGCAGAUCUGUCCAAAGCGCUGCGUGUGCCAGAUCCUCUCUCCCAACCUCGCCACCCUUUGUGCAAAGAAGGGGCUGCUCUUCGUGCCCCCCAAUAUUGACCGGAGGACAGUCGAGCUGCGACUGGCGGACAACUUUGUCACGAGCAUCAAGCGGAAAGAUUUUGCCAACAUGACGAGCCUGGUGGAUCUGACGCUUUCUAGGAAUACAAUUAGCUUCAUCACGCCUCACGCGUUCGCGGACCUGCGCAACCUGCGGGCGCUGCACCUGAACAGCAACCGCUUGACUAGGAUCACCCAUGACAUGCUCAGCGGGCUGUCCAACCUGCACCACUUGAUCCUGAACAACAACCAGCUGACCCUGAUCUCCUCCACGGCCUUCGACGACGUGCUGGCCCUGGAGGAGCUGGACCUGUCCUACAACAACCUGGAGACCAUCCCCUGGGACGCGGUGGAGAAGAUGGUCAGCCUGCACACCCUCAGCCUCGACCACAACAUGAUCGACCACAUCCCCAAGGGCACCUUCUCCCACCUGCACAAGAUGACCCGGCUGGACGUCACGUCCAACAAGCUGCACAAGCUGCCGCCGGACCCGCUCUUCCAGCGCGCGCAGGUCCUGGCCACCUCAGGGAUCAUCAGCCCCUCCACCUUCGCGCUGAGCUUCGGGGGGAACCCGCUGCACUGCAACUGCGAGCUGCUCUGGCUGCGGCGCCUCUCGCGGGAGGACGACCUGGAGACCUGCGCCUCGCCCCCGCUCCUGUCGGGCCGCUACUUCUGGUCGGUGCCCGAGGAGGAGUUCCUGUGCGAGCCGCCGCUCAUCACGCGGCACACGCACGAGCUGCGGGUGCUGGAGGGGCAGCGGGCCGUCCUGCGCUGCAAGGCCCGGGGCGACCCGGAGCCCGCCAUCCACUGGAUCUCCCCGGAAGGCAAGCUGAUCUCCAACGCGUCCCGGUCCCUGGUCUACGACAACGGCACCCUCGACAUCCACAUCACCACCAUGAAGGACACGGGCUCCUUCACCUGCAUCGCUUCCAACCCGGCUGGGGAGGCCACCCAGUCCGUGGACCUCCACAUCAUCAAGCUGCCCCACAUCGUGAACAGCACGAACCACAUCCAGGAGCCGGACCCGGGCUCCUCCGACAUCUCCACCUCCACCAAGUCCGGCUCAAACGCGAGCAGCAGCAAUGGGGACACCAAGGCAAGCCACGACAAGAAGGUGGUGGUGGCGGAAGCCACGUCGUCCACUGCUCUGCUGAAAUUUAAUUUCCAAAGGAAUAUACCUGGGAUCCGUAUGUUCCAAAUUCAGUACAACGGGACGUACGAUGACUCGCUCGUUUACAGGAUGAUCCCCCCCACGAGCAAAACCUUCCUGGUCAACAACCUGGCCGCCGGGACGCUGUACGACCUGUGUGUGCUGGCCAUCUACGACGACGGCAUCACCUCGCUGACGGCGACCCGCGUGCUGGGCUGCAUCCAGUUCACCACGGAGCAGGACUACGUGCGCUGCCACUUCAUGCAGUCCCAGUUCCUGGGCGGCACCAUGAUCAUCAUCAUCGGCGGCAUCAUCGUGGCCUCGGUGCUGGUCUUCAUCAUCAUCCUCAUGAUCCGCUACAAGGUGUGCAACGACGGCGGGCACCCGAAGGCGGCCAAGGUCAGCAACACGUACUCCCAGACCAACGGGGCGCAGGCCCAGGGCUGCAGCGGCGCCGCCGUGUCCCGGUCCGGCUCCAAGCAGGCCGUGGGCCGCGAGGAGGGCCCGCCGGGCCACCGAGGCGGCAGUGGUGGCGGCGACGGCAUGGCGCAGCCGGCGGACACCUGCCCCGGCCAGGACCCCCCCACCGCCUCAGCCUCGCCUCUCUCCCGGACUCAGGGCCCCUCGGCUUCCCAGAAGGCCAAGCGGAAGGCCGUGCCAAAGUCCGGCGGCGACCUGCCCCUGCCGGGCGAGGGGGCCGCCGUGAGCCUGGAGUGCCAGAACACGAACCGCAACAACUCCACCGCGCUGCAGGCGGCCGGCCGGGCCUCGGACUGCGCCAGGGGGGCCCCCGCCCCCAGACGAGCACAAGCCAAGCCAAGUAAGUUCCUCACGCUGCCGGCCGACCGCUCGCGGGCCAAGCGCCGGUUCUCCCUGAACGGGGAGCCGCUGGAGCACCGGCGCUGCGUGAGCGCCCCGCACCCCGGGGGCUUCUGGUCCAAGCGGAGCCUGUCCAUGAACGGGAUGCUUGCGCAGGCAGGCUGCCCCCCCGCGGGGGGCGGCGAGGCGACUUUCUCCAGCUCGGAGUGGAUAUUGGAAAGCACGGUGUGA